UGAGAUUUUCUGAGAUCAGUUGUUGCGCUAGUUCUCAGUCCGUUUUAGAGCUGACCGAGUGUAGUUUCCAUAUAAGGGAAUAGUGAAGGGUUGAACAUUAGGUUGAGGACAUUAUUGAAAGUUGUAUUUAUGUUGUUGUAUUUUCGUCGCUUAAAGUGACCAUCCAGUAUGGAAGCUCUCACAAAAUUUGCAUUUCGUGCUACUGCAGAUGACGAACUUUCCUUUGAUAAAGGUUCUAUUGUCAAGGUAAGACGAUACAAAGUUUUUAAACGAAAAAAAUAGAGAGGUUUCUAAUAUCGUGUUGUGUUUGUUGACAUUGUUUCACCCUAAUAUACAGGUUCUAAAUAUGGACAACGAUCAAAAUUGGUUUAAAGCCGAACAGAAUGGAAAAGUCGGUUAUAUUCCUGCUAACUAUAUUCAAAUGAAACCUCACGAGUAAGUAAAAAAAUUAAUAUUCUUAUAGAAAAUUUCUGGGAUACGUGACGAUAAAAUAUCAAAUAUACAAUUUUAAUAAUGUCAUGUCAAUUAUUGUCCAACUGUCUGUAAACAUAAUGAUGGUAAUAUUCUGGUAAUUUACCUGUCAAUAUUAACAUAGCACACAGAAAUUGAAGUGAAUCAUGAAAUGUAAUUUGAAAUGAACAAUAACCAGGAAAUGAAAUAAAAUUUUCACAGAAAGAUCAAAGAUAGAGAGAUAAUGCCAGAUAUAGGAAGUAAAUAGUUUGCUGCCAACAUUGCCAUUUUAUUAACCCCCUAAAUAUCUUAUGGUAAGAUUUUUAAAAAUAUUUAUUUUGCCAUGUUGAAAUUUUUGAAAACAUUAAUGAAAACCAACAACAGACACAUUUGUUCUACAGACAUUUUCAUCUGACAAAAUUCUCAUAUUUUCUUGGGCUUUUCACUACCAUUCCAACCAGUUAUUUUGGCAGCAAAAUAUAUAAUGUAUGAACAGUACAGUAAUUGAUUGCUAAUUAACAUUAAUUGCUACAAUUUGGCAGCUGGUUUCAUGGUAAGAUAACGAGAACGAAGAGUGAAGAGCUGUUACGACAGCAACAACACGAUGGCGCAUUCUUAAUUAGAGAAUCAGAAAGUUCACAAGCACAAGGUAGAGGAAACAAGCUUGAUCAACUAAUUGUCAAAUACUGGGCUUAUUAAAAAAAACUUGUAUGUUGGAAUGAAUUUCAAGAAUUACUGUACAUGCUUUAUGUUAUGUUAUUAAUUAAUUAAUGUAAUUAAGAAUUAAUUAAUGCCAUUGAUUCAUAAUCAAUGUAAAUUAUUAAUUAAAUUAAACAAAUAUUUUGAUUUAUUUGUUUUUAGGUGAUUUCUCUUUAUCUGUAAGGUAAGUUUAAAUAAAGAGCAUGGUUGAUUCAUCAUCACAAUGAUAUCUUGAAUUUGUGGCUAUAUAGAUAAACACUAUAUAGAUAAUGAAUUUUUAUUUCUUGAGGUUUAACGGCGCAGUACAACACUUCAAAGUUCUCCGUGAUGGCGAAGGGAAGUACUUUCUUUGGGUUGUUAAAUUUAACUCUCUCAAUGAAUUAAUUGAGUAUCACCGGUCAUCAUCUGUUAGCAGAACACAGCAAAUAUUUUUACACGAUAUGCAGCAAACCAUUGGUGUUCAGGUAAUGUAUUUGUUUUAUGUUUGGGGUAUUCAGGAUAAGAAUUGAUCUUUCUCUAAACCAAUAUAGGAGGAAAAAAUGUUUGGUCAGUAUGACAUUUUCAAAAUUUGGUUGAAGUCAAAUUGUAGUCUGUAGAAAUUAUUCUAGAAAUUAGUAAAUAUUCUGAACCAGUUUAUAUGAGUUUCCUAAUGAUCCAUUUGAAAUAACAUUUUAGUUGAAUCAUAACCUGUAGUGGAGUCUGGAAGAAUUAACUACAAAUAUAACAUUCCACUUCACUAUAUAUAUUUAUAUAUAAAUAAAACAUUCCACUUCACUAUUUCUUGUGAAAGACAGAAAAAAGUAAUGAGCUUUGCAAUCCCAAAUCAAAUUUCAAAGUUGUGUUACAUUCUUGUGAAUUGAGCAAUAGCCUGUUGGGAAAUCCACUCAAGUGUGAAAUCAAGCAUGUUCUAUUGUUCUAUCUGAAUUAGCCUGCGAACAGGCAUUUCUAGUAGGCCCACCUGAAUUAACAGCUGUUCGCAUGCUCCAUCUGAAUAUUAAGUUGUUGUGUUUCAGGCUGUGUUCACAGUGAAAGCAUUGUUUGACUUUAAGCCUCAGGAGGAGAAUGAACUUGAAUUUAAGAAAGGAGAAAUAAUUGAAGUUGUUGAGAAGGACGAUGCAAACUGGUGGAGAGGGAGACUGGGUAACAGGGAAGGACUAUUUCCAGCAAACUACGUUGCAGUGCAAUAAUGUCAUGAUAAUAUAUUCACUGUAAAUGAUCUAAUAAAUGCCCUCACUCUAAUAUAAAACACUCUCUAUCUAAUAGACAUCCAAGUCAAAUCACCAUUGUACUGGAAUAAAUGCUCCUUAUUUAAUUUGAUCUAAUAAAUGACCUCUCCAUACAUGGGUGUUUAUUGGAUUGAAUUGAACAUUAGUCUAAAUGCUUGUUAAUUUGCAAUGCAAAUUGAUUAUGCUUUCUCUAAUAAACAAACUGAAAAUGUAAUGAACUUCGUCCAAAAACCAAGGUCAGCUGACAAUUUAAGAAAAUAAGGUCAUCUUGGAAUUGAAGAUAUGAAUUAAAUUCAAGAUAUGAAUUUUAAGAUGACCUUAUUUUUUGAAAUUUGUUUCUUUCUGUAUGUAAUGAACUACCUGGGCACUUAUUAGAUCAUUUACUGUAGUCAACAUAAAAUAGAAAGUAAUGCUUAAUAGUUAAAACUGGAUAGAAUUCAAAACAUAGAUACUGUAGUCAACAUAAAAUAGAAAGUAAUGCUUAAUAGUUAAAACUGGAUAGAAUUCAAAACACAGUGGACAAGAUUUCUCGUGCAGGGAUAACAACAUGUUAAAGCAACCUCCAUAUAAGGUGAUGUUAAUUCCUGUGUGGCAGUGAAUGUCCUGGCAUGCCAAAGGCAUUGCGAGUAUAUGUGAAAGUGUAUAUUGUGAAUAUAUGUGGUUGACACCAAUUCCUGUAGCAUUCUUCUAGUUUCUAGUACAACAUUGGUAUGACUGGAGAGAGGAACAGGACUUGUGUCAGUAUGGUGUAAUGUUGUAAAUGUUAAUAUGAUGUACUAUUUUAGAAAAAUACUCAUUCAAAAAUUUCUCUAACAAUUUUUGCCUCCAUUUCAAUCAUGGACUACAGUAGAAAAUAUAUUCGUG
Messenger RNA from Paramuricea clavata, 3239 nucleotides. Lineage: Eukaryota; Metazoa; Cnidaria; Anthozoa; Malacalcyonacea; Plexauridae. The record is from the annotation of a GenBank genome assembly.